Messenger RNA from Lodderomyces oxycetoniae, 2655 nucleotides. Its product is annotated as putative ubiquitin-specific protease. The transcript has a single exon. Gene Ontology annotation, biological process: protein deubiquitination. NCBI's taxonomy places the organism in Eukaryota, Fungi, Ascomycota, Pichiomycetes, Serinales, Debaryomycetaceae. Gene Ontology annotation, molecular function: cysteine-type deubiquitinase activity. The record is from RefSeq and is a predicted model, not a curated record. The coding region runs from base 1 to 2655 and encodes 884 amino acids.
AUGGACAUUUUAUUCAGUCAAUUAAAGAAUUUGCUAUUAAACAAAGAUAUAAACACACCGGCUCAACAUCCUUCCAAGCUACAGCCUUUGCAAUCAGAUCCGAUUAUAUCCAACUUGAUUUUUAGAUUCUGGUCUCGAAAAUCUCAACAACAAAAGUAUCUUAUCCUAUUACAAUUAGUUGCUUUAACAGGUAUUACCAUAUACAUUUUUUUGCCUUCUUUACCAUAUUAUAAUAAUAACCGUGGUAGCCAAAAGAUGUUUUCCAAGCGCCCUGAUAAAUAUACUACUGGGCUCAUCAAUUUGAGAAAUGACUGCUUUGCCAAUUCCUCGUUGCAGGCAUAUUCUUCAUUACCUUUGCUUACAGAGUAUCUCAAUAAUAUCAUUACAAGUUUUCAAAAACUAUCCAAAUUUAUCAAUCAACAUCAUUUGGAUUUGGACCAAUUGAUCAAACUAAGACUAGAACACAACAAAUCGUUACAAAACUCCAAAUUUGGCUCGUCAAAUUCCAAGUUUACCAUUCCACUACACAUUGCAAUGGCAUCAAUGGUUCAAAAACUACAAGAAACUCAAAUGACUUCGAAAACUAUUAGCGUAUGGACUUUUCUACACGAGUUGGAAAACAUCUUUAAAGCGAAAAUUUCAAAAAGCCAACAUGAUGCUCAUGAGCUUACUCAGCUUAUUAAUGAAACUUUGGAAAAUGAAAACUUGAAAUUGAAAAGCUUUCGUAAAUAUAUUUUGUUGAAUUUACAUCAUAUCGUACCAAAAGGUGUUCAGCCAACUCCACAGGAUUAUACUCAAUUGGAGUCAAUUCAUAUACCAGAAUUCCCAUUCGAUGGGCUAAUCUUGAAUCAAAUGACAUGUCUUUCAUGCCACGGAGUGUCAAAACCUAACUUCACACCAUUCGUAAUGUUGACCUUACCUACCCCUAUGACUUCACAAUGCGAUUUGGAAACACUAUUGCAUGAAAAUGAAAGCGAAGCAAUCGAGGGUUAUCAAUGCCUUAAAUGUCGUGUAUCUAAGAUUGUCGCAAAUGAAAACCUUAUUCUUCAAAGUCACCCAAGAAGAACAUUUGCAUCGCCUGAAGAGGAGGAUUUUAUUCGUCAAGUGUUCAAGCUACAUGAAUACCCCGAUCUUUACAUCAAUGAAGAUGUGUCUUUGCCUUUGGAAAAGUUUAUUAAAAACUAUAACGUGAAUGGAGUAGACAUUGCUAAAGUUACAUCAACAGUUUUCAAAAAAUCACAUAUUUUGAAACCACCAAAGAUAUUUGGACUUCAUUUGUCGAGGUCCUCGUUUGAUGGUCAAAAUGUUACGCGGAAUUCAUGUCGUGUUAAAUUUAAAGAUACAAUGACACUAUCUAUAGGUAAGGAAUAUCAUGAUAAAUUGAAAAAUUUCCAAUCAUAUGUUCAAGAUGAGGAAGCUCGAUUGCUUGAAAAAUUAACAUCAAAGGUGUUAACCACGGAUGAAAAUGAUAUGGAAGAUGAAGAUGUGCAAAGAGAGGAUUUUGAAGAAAAAGGAAAUGAAGAUGAUGAUGAUGAGGAGGAGGAGGAUGAUGAAGGUGAAGAAAAUGGGAGCGAUUUGACUGAUACUGGAAAUGAAACAGGAGUUGAGGAUGUAACUGAUUUUACCGGGGAUGAUGAUGAUGAUGAUGAUGAUGAUGAGAAUGAUCUCUCAUCUGUUCCUACUAACGAGUCCGCUCCACAAACUAUAACCACCUCUACAACAGUCAGGCCUAAUGAACUGGAAGUUACAUCUUUUGAACCACCACUUUCUUCUUCUACACAUGCAUUACCUAUAACUGACCAGCAAACAGAAAAUUUGAAGAAACAUUUCAAGAAAUUUAAAUUUAAUGAAAAUGACGUUUACAAAUAUAGAUUACGUGCUAUGAUAAAACAUUUUGGUUCUCAUACUCAAGGCCAUUAUGAGUGUUUCAAACACAAGCCAUUAUACGUCAAAAACAAAGAUGGUAAUAUUUUCAAGUUGUCGCCUGAAAUUAUGGAUUUAUCAGGAGAUAUUCACUGCGAUGUUAGUCCUGUGGGAUCAUUAGAAUCUAAGGAAGAAGGCCAAAAGAAUAGAAAACUUUCAUUACGCUCAUUAAACAACGGAACAUCGGAAGAUGAAGGAUUACGUCAUAAAUUCUCCAACUUAAUGGGCCGUCGACCUUCGGUCAUUCAAGCUAACCCAACAAAUGUUGAAGAGAUUUUACAAUCUGGAUUGCAAACACCUGCUGAGAUUUUAAUUGACGAUCCAAUGAAGGCGCAUAACAAUUUUGAUCAUGCUUUUGCUCAAGCACAGUUCAAAAACCCAUUCCAAAUCAAACAGCAGCAGCAGCAGAAGCAGCAGCAACAGCAGCAGAAGCAACAGAAGCAGCAACAACAACAACAACAACAACAACAACAACAACAACAUGAUCAACAGCAGCAGCAGCAGCAAACACCAAAUGGCUUUCACGGUGAUCAAUAUACAAGUGGACCUGAAAAAAAGGUCAAGAUGAAAAAAAUCAAUUCACUAAUUAAAUUUCCAUACUGGAGAAUUAGUGAUGCUCAAGUAAAUGAAGUGUCCCUUGCAAGCGUCUUGGCAGAAGAAACUACGGUAUACAUGCUAUACUAUGAAAGAGUUGAUAGGAAACAAAUAAAGAAAAGCCAUCGUGCUCAUUAA